Camarhynchus parvulus is the source of this 1963-nucleotide messenger RNA. RefSeq names its product ubiquitin conjugating enzyme E2 Q2 (gene UBE2Q2). The record is from RefSeq and is a predicted model, not a curated record. The transcript is spliced from 13 exons. Bases 232 to 1365 code for a protein of 377 amino acids. Lineage: Eukaryota; Metazoa; Chordata; Aves; Passeriformes; Thraupidae. Gene Ontology annotation, molecular function: protein binding.
GCCCGCCGGGGAGGAAGGAAGGGAAGGGGAGCGGGCUGCGCUGUUGCCCUUUUAAGCGAGCGAGCGGGCGCCGGAGGCCGGUACAAAGGGAGCUCCGCCGUGCCCCGCCGGCUGGGGCUGCCCCGGCCCCGCCAUCUUCCGCCCCGCAGGCGCGGCCGGGGCCAGGGUCGGGCCGGCUGAGUCGGAGGGAGGCGGCGGCAGCGCAGGCCCGGGCCCGGAGAUGAGGCCAGGAUGUCGGUGUCAGGGCUCAAGGCCGAGCUGAAGUUCCUCGAGUCCAUCUUCGACAAGGACCACGAGCGCUUCCGCAUCGUCUCCUGGAAGCUGGACGAGCUCCACUGCCAGUUUGUGCUCCUGCCGCCGCCGCCGGGCUCCAGCCCGCAGCCGCCGCCGCCUCUCACCAUCCACUGCAACAUCACGGAAUCUUACCCCUCUUCAUCACCAAUAUGGUUUGUAGAAUCAGAUGACCCAAACCUGACUUCAGUCUUAGAGCGUUUAGAAGAUAUUAAGAAGAGCAAUACUCUGCUUCUUCAGCAGCUGAAGCGAUUAAUAUGUGACCUCUGCAGAUUAUAUAAUCUUCCUCAGCAUCCAGAUGUUGAAAUGUUAGAUCAGCCAUUGCCAGCUGGACAGAAUGGAACAACAGAAGAAGUUACAUCAGAGGAGGAGGAAGAAGAUGAUAUGGGUGAAGACAUUGAAGAUCUGGAUCACUAUGAUAUGAAGGAGGAGGAACCAGUUGAUGGGAAGAAAUCUGAGGAUGAAGGCAUUGAAAAAGAGAACCUUGCAAUCUUAGAAAAAAUCAGAAAAAAUCAAAGGCAAGAUCACUUAAAUGGUGCAGUCUCUGGGUCAGUUCAGGCUUCAGAUCGACUUAUGAAAGAACUCAGGGAUAUAUAUAGAUCACAGAGUUAUAAAACAGGGAUAUAUUCAGUGGAACUGGUAAAUGACAGCUUGUAUGAAUGGCAUGUUAAGCUUCUCAAGGUUGAUCCUGAUAGCCCACUGCAUAGUGAUCUUCAGGUCUUAAAAGAAAAAGAAGGCGUAGAAUACAUUUUACUCAAUUUCUCUUUUAAGGAUAACUUCCCUUUUGAUCCUCCCUUUGUGCGAGUGGUGUCUCCUGUGCUCACGGGAGGGUAUGUCCUAGGUGGAGGUGCAUUAUGCAUGGAACUUCUUACUAAACAGGGCUGGAGCAGUGCCUACUCAAUAGAAUCAGUCAUCAUGCAGAUCAAUGCCACUUUAGUCAAAGGAAAAGCCAGAGUACAGUUUGGAGCCAAUAAGAAUCAAUAUAAUCUAGCAAGAGCACAGCAGUCCUAUAAGUCACUAGUACAAAUACAUGAGAAAAAUGGCUGGUACACUCCUCCAAAAGAAGAUGGCUAAUGCUGAGGACUGUUGUAUACCUGGACCAAUGUCAACAAAACAAGCUCUUUUUUAUGUUUUCCAACACACAGACUCAAGCUAUGAGUGCCCCUAUAACAGCUGUACUGAGGACUUUAGCUAUUAGAUAAGUUAGUGGAUAAUCUGUCAACUGACACGUACAGUAUAAGUUACAGCCUUACCAUUCCGCUCUUCUUAGGCAUCUGGACUGAGCAGUUUGGGCCUUUACCAUAUUUGUUCUUAUGGAUUAAACAGAUUUGGGCCACGCCCUCCCUUCUCCCUUUUUUUAUUUGAAAGCAUAAACUCUCCCUGCAGCAGGCUAUCAACUUACUAAAGAUCAUACAAUAGGAGUGAGUUGUUCACACACUUCUGUGUAUUUCUUACUUUUUGCAAAAUGCAGACUGCAGAGACUUGCAUUGUAUUGUUUCAUUUAAAGCCAAGAAGUUUAAUACAUUGUUUAAUACUGUUUUAGGAAAUGUCAGGUCUUGCAAAUCACAGUAGUUUUUCUGGUCUAAAAUGACAGCGUUUGUAGUAUUUUCCAAAUUAAUGAUAUAGGAAAAACACAUGUAUGUUAAGUCAUUAAACAUUUUUCAUGGCUGUA